AUGAGGAGGUCAUCCAAAGGUUCGGGUGCGGCGCUCAAGAAGAAGGAAGCCGGCUUGGGGCCGCCCAACGCGUCGCAGACACAGGAGAAGGAGAAGCGGGCCGCCCCAAUGAAGAAGCGCAAGCAAAGUGGGAGAAGCGGGAAAAGUGGAAAAAGUGGGAAAAGCGGGCAGCGGAACGAAGCCAAUCUGACCAAGCCCGCCAAAGCGAGCGCUGACUCCUCGCAGUCCACCACAUCAACGCAGUCGCCCCCCUCGAGGCGACAUGGAGAGGGGCCCCACCAAAAAGAUAAGAACCCCGGGGGGAAUAAGAACACGAUGAAGAAUCACCCAAACGGUGCAGUCGUGAGAGAAAAAAUGGAAGCUGCGAAGAAGGAACCGAUUAAGAGAGAAGGGGGAGGGUGCUUCCUAUGUCUCUGCUGUGGCAACAAUGAUGACGAUGAUGUGCUGAAUGAACUUACUUUGGAGGAUGAAAGGGGCAGGGAAGAGGCAGAGCGAGAAAAAAGGAAAAAGGAACAGGAGGAAGAGGAGGAGAGGCAAAACGCAAGGGAACGGGAACGACUGAGCAUGCUGGAGGAGGAAGACCUGAUGAAGCGUCUCCUCGAAGCAGCGGCAAAAAGCAAGACAGAAGAAGAGGAAAAAAAAAUUGAAGAUUUGGAAAAACCAAAGGAACAAACAAAAAGAGGUUCCCUUCUAAUCAUAAAAGAUAGGAAGCCUAAAUUGCUGCAGAAGAAAAAGCCCAAGUUUAGUUUCCUUGGAGCAGCAUCAGCCCCUCCCCCCCCUGAGGCCUCAGCGUGUGUAGGACCCCCACCAGAAGUGAAAGAAACAUCCGUGCCAGUAAGAGAGGGAAUCUAUUUAAUAUACAGUGAGGAAAACAACGGACAACUAGAAUUACAUUAUUCCAAACAACCCAUAAAAGGGAGAGGAGUAUUAGCCUACAUAUUCUCAAGUACCAUUCCGGAUUUUUAUUUUGGGAAGAACAAAAUGAAAGAGAUUUUACUGAAAGAUGUUGCGAAGCUAAUGCAGAGUAGCUAUGUGAAUGAUUUAAAGCCUUACUACGAGUGUGUAAUUAACUUUAUAAAGAUAAAAAAGAAAUUCAACGGCGUUUUGUACUUCUUGCCUGCCUUCGAUGCCCAGCCCCCCCCCAAACUGGACGUCAUAUUUUUCGACUCCAAGCAGAAGAAGCUGCACUAUGCCCCCAUCGAAGAGGAGAUCGAAUUCAGGGGCAACUUCAUUUUCGUCAUCCAGAAGGGGCUGCCAAUAUUCCAGGAGGAAAUCGAGACGGAGAAGCUCUGCUCCUACGCGUGCAGCUUCGGGGCGUUUCAGUGCAUCCAGUGA
Messenger RNA from Plasmodium vivax (malaria parasite P. vivax), 1335 nucleotides. RefSeq lists its product as hypothetical. The transcript has 2 exons. The coding region runs from base 1 to 1335 and encodes 444 amino acids. The record is from RefSeq and is a predicted model, not a curated record. Lineage: Eukaryota; Apicomplexa; Aconoidasida; Haemosporida; Plasmodiidae.